GACAAAAAAAGACCUAACAAGAUCCAUUGGCAAUGUCUUUUAGAGAUGACAAUAUCAUUGUUUUCUUUCUUAGCUUUGUAUUUCUUCUUCUACUUCUAGUAGGAGCACAGGAGGAGAAUGUGUUUAACAUAAUCAAAAGAAGUGAUUUCCCCAAAGACUUUCAUUUUGGUGCAUCUUCUUCAGCUUACCAGUAUGAAGGUGGUGUUUCCUCAAAAGGAAAAAGUACUUGGGAUACCUUCACUCACUUAUACCCAGACAAAAUUGCCGAUCGUAGCAAUGGAGAUAUUGCUCUUGAUUCGUACCAUCGAUACAAGGAGGAUCUUUCCAUUAUGGAACAGACAGGUUUUAAUGCUUAUCGUUUCUCAAUUGCUUGGAGCAGAAUAUUGCCAAAAGGAAGCCUCAAGGGAGGUAUAAACCAGGAAGGCAUUGAUUACUACAACAGUCUCAUCAAUGCAACUCUUGCAAAAGGCCUCCAACCUUACGUUACACUUUUCCAUUGGGAUGUUCCUCAAGCUCUAGAAGAUGAAUACAAAGGCUUCUUGGAUCGUCGAAUUGUGAAUGAUUUUGAGGAUUAUGUCGACCUUUGCUUUAAACACUUUGGCGAUAGAGUUAAGCAUUGGAUCACUUUGAAUGAACCGAAUUUAUUUGCUCAAAACGGUUAUGGGAUAGGAACAUUUGCACCAGGAAGAUGUUCAAGUUGGGUACUCAAUAAUUGUUGCGACGGGAAUUCUUCAACUGAACCAUAUAUAGUUAGUCACCAUGAAAUUCUUGCUCAUGCUCAUGCUGUCAAACUCUACCGAAUGAAAUAUCAGAAAAUACAAAAGGGUAUAAUUGGCAUAACAGUACUAGAAAAUUGGUACGAACCAUAUUCAGAAUCUGCCGCAGACAAAGAAGCUGCAAAACGAGCUACUGAGUUCUUUUCUGGUUGGUUCUACAAUCCAAUUGUCCAUGGUGAUUAUCCAGAAAGUAUGAGACUUCGUGUAAAAGAUAGACUUCCAACAUUCACAGAAGAAGAAAAGAAUUUGAUAAAAGGAAGCUUUGAUUUUCUUGGACUCAACUAUUACACAGCAGCAUAUGCCAUAGAUGAUUCCAACACACAUGUUCUAUAUCCUUCAUACCUUACAGAUUCUGGAGUAAAUACUUCAAUUUCACUGGGACCAAAGCUGAAUGCAUCAUCUUGGCUUUCAGUUUAUCCACCCGGACUGGAAAAAUUGUUGGUAACCAUGAAAAAUAAUUAUAACAAUCCAAAUAUCUACAUCACAGAAAAUGGAUUCUUUGAUUAUGAUGAUCCUAAUGUAGGUAAACUAAUUUGUGAUAAGAAGAGAACUCUUUACCAUAUAACACAUCUCUAUCAUCUUCACCGAGCAAUAUUCACGCAUGGUGUACAGGUAAAGGGAUAUUUUGCAUGGUCAUUGUUGGACACUUUUGAAUGGUCAGAUGGAUAUACCAAACGCUUUGGUCUUGUCUACAUUGAUCGUUCGAACAACCUCAAGAGAACACCAAAAAAAUCCCAAGAAUGGUUCACUUAUUUCCUCAAGAACUAAACAACUUCCCCAACAAGUUAUUGUUAUGAUGAUAUAUGUUAUUGCAGCUUCUAGCACAAAUAAGUAGAAAAUAAAUUGCAAUUAUCGUGCUACUUAUUUCUAUGUUUUCUGUUGUUUUUCAAUAAAUAAUACGAUCAUCUUCUCUUGUAUGACAA
Messenger RNA from Benincasa hispida (wax gourd), 1699 nucleotides. Its product is annotated as cyanogenic beta-glucosidase-like. NCBI's taxonomy places the organism in Eukaryota, Viridiplantae, Streptophyta, Magnoliopsida, Cucurbitales, Cucurbitaceae. Gene Ontology annotation, molecular function: beta-glucosidase activity. The record is from RefSeq and is a predicted model, not a curated record. Gene Ontology annotation, biological process: carbohydrate metabolic process.